Striga asiatica is the source of this 1337-nucleotide messenger RNA. The record is from the annotation of a GenBank genome assembly. NCBI's taxonomy places the organism in Eukaryota, Viridiplantae, Streptophyta, Magnoliopsida, Lamiales, Orobanchaceae.
GUACAUUCAUUCGGCGCACAAUAGACAACACCCCUACGAAAUUCUAUCGUGCCCUGCUUCGUGUUACCCUAAUUCUAACGGAGCACCUUCACCACACACAUAUAUAUGACUGCACUAUACACACUGCGCACCAAAACAUUUGACAGCCGCCGUUCAUCAUUUUAUCUUUCAGCUCACAAAUUUCUACACUCUAAACGCGCAGUUAGCUACUCGAAGGAGGAAAAUGGCGACCCAGAUGAGCAAAAAACGAAAGUUUGUGGCUGAUGGGGUAUUUUUCGCGGAGUUGAACGAGCUGCUUACGAGGGAGCUGGCGGAGGACGGGUACUCCGGCGUGGAGGUGAGGGUUACUCCCGUGCGCACCGAAAUUAUAAUCAGGGCAACUCGUACUCAAAACGUUCUGGGUGAGAAAGGGAGAAGGAUUAGAGAAUUAACUUCUGUUGUUCAGAAGAGGUUCAAAUUCCCGGAAAACAGUGUUGAGCUAUAUGCUGAGAGAGUUAGCAACAGGGGCUUAUGUGCAAUUGCUCAGGCCGAGUCUUUACGCUAUAAGCUUCUUGGAGGGCUUGCUGUCCGCAGGGCCUGUUAUGGUGUGUUACGAUUUGUCAUGGAGAGUGGUGCCAAAGGCUGUGAGGUAAUUGUUAGUGGGAAGCUCAGGGCUCAACGUGCCAAGGCAAUGAAAUUCAAGGACGGGUACAUGAUAUCUUCUGGCCAACCUGUCAAAGAAUACAUCGACUCUGCAGUGAGGCAUGUUCUUCUCAGGCAGGCAAGAUCCAGUGACAUUUUUCUUUAUUUUCUUAUCUCAAUUCCAAAAGUAUUCAUUCUACUUAAAUGGGACAUCACUGCUUUUCUUGGUGUUCUUGGUAUAAAAGUGAAGAUAAUGCUCGACUGGGACCCAAAAGGGAAGCAGGGUCCGGUGACACCUUUACCCGAUCUCGUCACCAUCCAUCCACCAAAAGAAGAAGAGCAUUACAUUGCUCCUCCACCUGUUGCAACUGAGGUUGAAGUCCCAUUGGGCAGUGUAGAUAACUAGGUCAAAGUAGUCAUAUUUAUCCUGUUUGCUCCUUUGAUGUUUUUUUUUUUAUUUGUGUCUGGGUAGUGCUUAAUAGUUGCAUGAAGAGAAUAAUGUUUUGUAUUUUGGAGUAUUAUAUGUUUGUUCCAUAGUAUAUACUAUGCUGUUUUCACUGUUUUUUUUCACUUUUGAUAUCCUGCAAUCUUAUUUUUUUUUUUCUGUGAAAUAAUGAGCUUGACAUUCUGUUUAAUUUAUGUAUGAAUGAAGGGGGUUAACUAAACUUUGUACAUUUUGUAUUAAAACGCUGUAAGUUUGAACUGCGAAUUUCACA